This is a messenger RNA of Puccinia graminis f. sp. tritici CRL 75-36-700-3, 1692 nucleotides long. RefSeq lists its product as uncharacterized. The record is from RefSeq and is a predicted model, not a curated record. Bases 1 to 1692 code for a protein of 563 amino acids. Lineage: Eukaryota; Fungi; Basidiomycota; Pucciniomycetes; Pucciniales; Pucciniaceae. The transcript has 3 exons.
AUGAAGUACUGCCUGGUUUACUAUGUCUAUUGUUUCUCAUUCUUCACUGCCUGUCUGACACUGGAGGAUGCCUUCGGUUUCCGCUCAGACAACACUUUCAACUGGAUAGAGAGCCCAAAUCGAGCUCUGGGUCUUCACGAUGAUGAUCACGAAGACCUUCCUUGGAUGCCCAACAGACAAAUGAGACGCCUGAAUCACCUGGAUCCUGUGACACACCUCCCGUUACGCUCUCCCGAAGCCCACCUAGCAUCUCCAAUCAACCCUUUUAGCUUUUUUCAACCAGAAGAUUGGGCAAACAUAGCAUUUUCAGAUUUUCAGACGGACUUUCAACCCUCAUUCUAUGCCGCUGAUCAUGUGCCAGACCAGUUCACCGGAAUUCAUCAAUUUCCAACCGCGGCGAAUUCCAUAUCUAGUGACGGUACUCAUUCUCACGUCUUUCCAUCAUUACCAACCCUCUCUCCUUUGCCCAAUUUAGAAACUUAUGGGAGCCACAGGACCGAAAAAGCCAAUAAGCCCCUCGAGCCAUCCAAAUUCUGGGAGUUGUAUUCCGGGAACAAUCAUGUGACGGAAUCACAUCAACCAACUCAGCAUCAGUUGACAAACAGUUUUCCUGAAAGCUGGAACGCAAGAAACCAAGACGAAGCUACGACCCAAACUGAUACGGGCGCGACGAUUUCCAAAUCAAAAUAUGUUGAUCCACACUUGGUGGCUUUCGCCAAGAAUGUUCACCAAGAACCGGUCAAUUACGAUCACCAUGAGCUUCACAGUUCUGAAAGUCUUGAUCCGCUCAAGUUGAGGUUUACUAGAGAAAUUCUACAGGAUCGACGCCCCUCCGCAACAGAUGAUGCGCAAGCAGACCAAGUUCUAGAAGUCCUCAAGAAGGUCAAUGGGGUAGAGCUGAUCCUUUCGGAAGACAAACUCAAAUCUGUAAUGGGCCAAUUUCAUGGACCCAGAAUAUUCAAAGCUAAAAAUAGGAAGAAUGGUCUGGUCCCGAGAAGAAGGAUCAUUUCCAACGAUAUCGCGUCGAUUCUGGAAAACGGCCCGAAAAGCAUGACUAAUCGGGUGUCUCGAAACCACCGUUGUCCAGAUAGAGAGGAGAAAGUUAACAACAGAAGAUUGGAAUUUCUGGCAGAUGUGAAUACGUGGUAUGACUAUUGGCAAUCUCAAUACAACAUCAAUUUCAAGAACCAUCUCCGGGCAAUUGAACAUCAUGUUUUAAAAGAAAACUUUCCCUUAUUCAUAUUCUAUGUAGACAUGAUCCGAACGAUUGUGCCAAGACCGAAUGACCAGCCAAAACUAGGCGACAGGGAAGAGCUCGAAUUAGCAACAGUGUCAUACCUGAACUUGGCAAAUUUUGUGGUCAAAGAAAAACCGAUCGAAAAGGCUAUGAUGAUUGCCGACAGCUUGAACAGCUCAUUCCACAAAGCACAUUCAUAUCAUACUUUGCUGUGGAAUUUCUUGGAGUUUUGGAUGGAAGAAUACCGGCCGACUUUGUUGAAUAUAGAGCAGGGAAGACAUGACAGAAUUCAUUCCUUGGCCAAAACUUUCUUUAAUAACAUUUUCUGGAAAGGUCCCCUUCAUCAAUUGGCCAUCUGCACUGGAUCCCGUGGGGUACCCAGCACCUCUCAGGCUGCCCAGCGCCCCGACCCGCAGGUAUACCCUUCAGCCGGGAAGUCAAAACAUGGUGCCUGA